AUGGCACUAAGUCGAUUAAAUAGUCUAGAAAAGAAAAUUUAUAAAAAUCCGGAAUUGGCAAAUCGCGUACAGAAACAAAUUAAUGAAUAUCUAGAAAAGGGAUAUGCUCACAAAACAUCUUACGAAGAGUUGAAUUCUGGAGACCCGAAACGAGUCUGGUAUCUGCCACUAGGCAUCGUUGUUAGUCCCAAAAAACCAGAAAAGCUGCGACUAAUCUGGGAUGCCUCUUCGAAAGUUCGGAACGUAUCAUUCAAUUCAAUGGUUCUUAAGGGACCAGAUCUACUCACGUCAUUACCGGCAAUUCUCUUUAGAUUCCGCUCGAGAAAGGUGGCAAUAUGUGGUGAUUUGAAAGAGAUGUUCCACCAGAUAAAAAUUCGAAAGGAAGACCGGUCCGCUCAGAGAUUUUUGUGGAGAGAGAAUCCGUCCGCUAAACCGGAAGUCUACACUAUGGACGUUGCAACUUUCGGUUCUGCCUGCUCACCUUGUUCAGCGCAGUACAUCAAAAACCGGAACGCUAAUGACUACAAGGAGGAAUUUCCAGAAGCAGCCGAGGCCAUCAUCAACGGCCAUUACGUUGACGAUUAUUUAGACAGCAAAGAUUCAGAACAGGAAAUAAUCAGUCUGAUCAACGAUAUUCGGUUCGUACACCAGCAAGUGCUGCACUGGAUCCACUCAGAUACACGCAAGUAUCAUUCAUACGUGGCGUGUAGAAUAGGAGAAAUCUUGACCUCUACGAACACCAAGGAAUGGAGGUGGGUACCUUCUCGCAGAAACGUUGCCGACGAAGCCACCAAGUGGGGUUGUGGCCCGUGCUUUGAAGCAGACAGCAGAUGGCUCCUUGGACCAGACUUCUUAUGGGGCUCCGAAGAUUCGUGGCCUGAGCAAAAAUGGAAACCAGCUAAGGUAACUGAAGAGUUGCGAUCUAGUUACUUUCACAAAAUGCUGAUUGUGGAAGAAAUAAUCGACGUCAACCGCUUCCACAAGUGGGAGAGAAUGUUACGAACAAUCGCCUAUGCAUUCCGUUUCGGGACACCCCGAGGUAACAGCAACACUACAAUCGAACCGAAGUCCUUAGAGCUCCUUGAUCAGAAGUAUCUACGUAAAGCCGAGACGGUACUGCUGCAGAUCAUCCAACGAGAAUCGUUCCCGGAGGAAAUAAUUGUACUUCAAAGAAAGCCUGCGGGGGUGGUGCCGAUCACCAGUCCGCUAUAUAAAUUGUCAGCUUACAUCGAUAAGGAGGGAUUGGUCAGAAUGGACGGUCGUAUCGGCGCCGCCCCCAACUUGCCGAUCGAAGCUAAGUGUCCUAUAAUUCUUGCCAAAAACCAUCCUAUAACGUUCCUUCUUAUAGACUCGUACCAUCGCCGCUACUUGCAUCGGAAUGCAGAGACCGUUUUCAACGAGAUUCGUCAGCGCUUCUACAUACCAGGGCUACGAAAGCUGAUACGCACUGUAGGCUCCCGCUGUCAAUGGUGCAAAGUCUACGGCAGCGUUCCGACUCAACCGAAGAUGGCUCCUCUUCCUAAGGCUCGGCUAACAGCAUUCUUGCGGCCUUUCACAUUCACUGGUCUGGAUUACUUUGGCCCAAUUCUGGUGAAAGUUGGACGUUCCCAUGUAAAGCGCUGGGUAGCCCUCUUUACAUGCUUCACGACACGGGCUAUUCACAUGGAGGUGGCCCACAGCCUUUCAACAGUUUCCUGCAAGCUAUGCAUCCGCCGCUUUAUAGCGCGACGAGGAGCGCCCGCUGAAAUAUAUUCGGAUAACGGCACCAAUUUCAGGGGCGCCGCUAACGAACUACAAAAACAACUUCUUGAAGUCAACCAGGGGUGCGCAGAAACGUUCACUAACACAAAUACAAAUUGGUUCUUCAACCCGCCAGCAGCGCCACAUACCGGUGGCGUGUGGGAGCGUCUGGUACGGUCCGUUAAAACAGCAUUAGAGGCCCUACACGAUGUGCCUAGAGUUCCUGAUGACGAAACAUUCGAAACAAUCAUCCUUGAAGCGGAAAGUCUUGAACCCCCAUCUUGCGCCUCUCUGGGGCCCAUAUAUAAAUAUUCCACUAAAGCUUUGCUCAAUGAAUGUUUGAGUCAAGUCCUGUCAAGUCUUUUAAUGGGGUUCUUCCUACGUAUCGGUGGUCGAGUGGUUGGCGUGACUGGUAUGGGCAGUAAAAAUCGUCACGAUGUUGGGAACAACUCUAAAGCCACAUUCUCUCGUCACAGCUCCUUCCAAUGGCUUGUUAUGAAUGGAACGAGCUCAUGUUGGAAAAUUGACGAAAAGUGCUACCGAACUGCCAUGGCACGAAUUGGGCGGAAAUGUCAAAAUACCUAG
Molecule: messenger RNA, 2325 nt
Organism: Uranotaenia lowii
Lineage: Eukaryota; Metazoa; Arthropoda; Insecta; Diptera; Culicidae
Exons: 4
Coding region: 1-2325 (774 amino acids)
Biological process (GO): DNA integration
Molecular function (GO): nucleic acid binding
Source: RefSeq, a predicted model, not a curated record